This is a messenger RNA of Acanthisitta chloris (rifleman), 3902 nucleotides long. RefSeq names its product carboxypeptidase D (gene CPD). Gene Ontology annotation, molecular function: zinc ion binding; metallocarboxypeptidase activity. The transcript has 21 exons. Bases 1 to 3333 code for a protein of 1110 amino acids. The record is from RefSeq and is a predicted model, not a curated record. Gene Ontology annotation, biological process: proteolysis. Lineage: Eukaryota; Metazoa; Chordata; Aves; Passeriformes; Acanthisittidae.
AUGCGCCGUAACAGGUUUCUGCUCUCUGGCAAUCUCCAUGGUGGCUCCGUGGUGGCAAGCUAUCCCUAUGAUGACUCUCCCACACACAAACCCACAGGAGUCUACAGCAAAUCAGCUGAUGAUGAAGUGUUCAAAUACUUGGCCAAAGCUUAUGCCUCACACCAUCCCAUAAUGAGAACUGGCAAACCCAAUUGCCCUGAUGAGGAGGGAGAGACCUUCCAAGAUGGUAUCACAAACGGUGCCCAGUGGUAUGACGUAGAAGGUGGGAUGCAGGAUUACAACUAUGUGUGGGCCAACUGCUUUGAGAUCACAUUGGAGCUGUCCUGCUGCAAAUACCCUCCGACCUCUGAGCUUCAGAAGGAGUGGGAGAACAACCGAGACUCUCUCCUCACUUUCAUUGAGAAGGUCCACAUAGGUGUGAAAGGCUUUGUCAGGGAUACAGUCACCGGAGCUGGCCUGGAGAAUGCAACCAUCGUUGUGGCUGGCAUUGCUCACAACAUCACCACAGGCAAAUGGGGCGAUUACCACCGACUGCUGGUGCCUGGGACCUACAACGUGACUGCACUUGUGCUGGGUUAUGCACCAGUGACCAAAGAGAACAUAGAGGUGAAGGAGGGAGAUGCAACAGAAGUGAAUUUUUCCUUGCAGCCAACUGUAAUGCCACCAGCAGUUAACGUCACACAGCUGACGGCGGCACCUGCCCCUGUCACUACCAUCACCCCCACCUCUGUGCAGGCAGAGGUCCCAAAUCCAACCUCCCUCCAUCAACCCAUCCAGCCUGUGGACUUCCGUCACCAUCACUUCUCGGACAUGGAGAUCUUCCUGCGGCGAUACGCCAACGAGUACCCCAACAUCACCCGACUCUACUCCGUGGGCAAGUCCGUGGAGCUGCGGGAGCUCUACGUGAUGGAAAUCUCUGACAACCCUGGUGUCCAUGAAGCAGGUGAACCAGAGUUCAAGUACAUCGGUAACAUGCAUGGGAAUGAAGUUGUGGGGAGAGAGCUGCUCCUGAACCUCAUUGAGUACCUCUGCAAGAACUUUGGCACAGAUCCUGAAGUGACUGACUUGGUCCAGAGCACACGGAUCCACAUCAUGCCCUCUAUGAAUCCUGAUGGCUAUGAGAAGUCCCAGGAAGGAGACAAAGGAAGUACCGUUGGCAGAAACAACAGCAACAACUAUGACCUGAACCGCAACUUCCCAGAUCAGUUUGUGCACGUGGCAGACCCUCCACAGCCAGAAACUCUUGCUGUCAUGGCUUGGUUAGAGUCUUACCCAUUUGUGCUCUCAGCAAACCUGCAUGGAGGUUCUCUGGUGGUUAAUUACCCCUUUGAUGACGAUGAACAAGGACUAGCCAUAUACAGUAAAUCCCCAGACGAUGCUGUGUUCCAGAAGCUGGCACUGGCCUACUCCAAGGAAAAUGCAAAGAUGUAUCAAGGAAGACCUUGCAAGGAUAUGUAUCCCUCUGAGUACUUCCCACAUGGCAUCACUAAUGGCGCUCAGUGGUACAACGUUCCGGGUGGGAUGCAAGACUGGAAUUACUUGCAUACAAACUGCUUUGAAGUGACCAUUGAGUUGGGCUGCGUGAAAUACCCAAGAGCUGAGGAACUGCCAAAGUAUUGGGCACAAAAUCGCCGAUCACUGCUGCAGUUCAUGAAACAGGUUCACCGCGGCGUCUGGGGCUUCGUGCUGGAUGCUGUGGACCAAAGGGGCAUUCUCAAUGCCAUCAUCAGUGUGGCUGACAUCAACCACCCCGUGACCACCUACAAGGAUGGAGACUACUGGCGCCUCUUGGUCCCAGGAACGUACAAAAUCACGGCGUCUGCCCGAGGGUACGAUCCAGUCACUAAGACAGUGGAAGUUAGUAGCAAAGGUGGAGUGCAGGUCAACUUCACUCUUUCACGGACAGACAGCAAAGUGGAGGAGGGGAAGGUGCUGGUCUUGAACACCCCAGACCCCAGCAAGCCCAACGAGAAGGAGUUUGAGACCCUGAUCAAAGAUCUCUCUGCUGAGAAUGGGCUGGAGCGGCUCCUGCUCACCUCCUCGAGGGAUGUGACUCCGUACCGGUACCGCCCCUACAAGGACCUCUCCGAGUUCCUCCGAGGCCUCCAUCUGAACUACCCACACAUCACAAAUCUCACCAGUUUGGGUCAGAGCGUUGAGUUCCGUCAGAUCUGGUCCCUCGAAAUCUCCAACAGGCCCAACCAGUCUGAGCCUGAGGAGCCCAAGAUCCGUUUUAUUGCUGGUAUUCAUGGCAAUGCUCCCGUUGGGACAGAGCUGCUCCUGACACUGGCAGAAUUUCUUUGCAUGAACUACAAGAAGAAUGCUGCUGUCACAAAGCUGAUUGACCGAACUCGGAUUGUGAUUGUGCCUUCCCUGAACCCGGACGGGCGUGAGAUCGCACAGGAGAGAGGCUGCACCUCAAAGAUGGGACAGACUAAUGCUCAUGGCAGAGACCUGGACACAGACUUCACAAGCAAUUACACACAGUACCUGGGGACACGAGAGCCUGAGACCAAAGCCAUCAUGGACAACUUGAUCCUGAAGCAGGAUUUCAGCCUCUCUGUUGCACUGGAUGGAGGAUCUCUGCUUGUCACUUACCCAUAUGAUAAGCCAACACAGACAGUGGAGAACGAAGAAACACUGAAGCAUUUGGCAUCUCUGUAUGCAAACAACCACCCACUGAUGCAUUUGGGCCAGCCAGGCUGUCCAAAUAAGUCAGAUGAGAACAUUCCUGGUGGUGUGAUCCGUGGCUCAGAGUGGCACAGUCACUUAGGAAGUAUGAAGGAUUUCAGCAUGACAUCUGGUCAGUGCCCUGAGAUCACUGUUUAUACCAGCUGCUGCUACUUCCCGAGUGCAGGACAGCUUCCUGGCCUGUGGGCAGACCACAGGAAAUCUCUCCUCAGCAUGCUUGUGGAGGUUCACAAAGGAGUACAUGGGAUUGUCCAAGACAAGAGUGGCAAGGCAAUUUCUAAAGCUAUCAUUGUUCUGAAUGAUGGUUUGAGGGUCUCUACGAAAGAAGGUGGUUAUUUCCAUGUGCUCCUGGCUCCAGGUUUUCACAGCAUCGAUGCGAUAGCCACUGGGUAUCAGCAGAAACAUGUCAAGGUCUUUGUACGUCAUGAUGCACCCAGCUCUGUGUUCAUAGUAUUUGACACAGAAAACAGGAUAUUUGGGCUGCCAAGGGAGCUGGUUGUAACUGUUGUGCAAGUAUGUCUGCUCUGGUCCUCACUGCCUGUAUCAUCUGGUGUGUCUGCUCAAUUAAGUCCAACAGACACAAGGAUGGUUUCCACCGCCUCCGGCAGCACCACGACGACUACGAGGACGAAAUCCGCAUGAUGUCCACUGGCUCCAAGAAAUCCCUCCUGAGCAAUGAAUUCCAGGAUGAAACAGACACUGAAGAAGAAACACUAUACUCCAGCAAACACUGACACCUCCCGGGCAGGAGAGGAGGUUCCCAUGGACCAGACCCGGUUGUGGGGGGCAAUCCCUGUGGUUCAGUUUUGAAACAUCAGCUUCAGGAUGUGUCCCCCAGAGGGGGUGGGUGGCAGCUCCCAACUGCCCUCUGUUUGCUCUGCUCCUAUGUACAUGCAAAUCAGUGGGUGUUGGAGGCUCUUUCUGGGAUGAGGACAUGGUUUGUUAUAUUUUUGGGUCAAGAUCUGGAGGUUCACAUGAAAUGGUUUGAAAGACAACAGGGUGGGCAACAGAGCUCCCAGCACUUCCCCAGCAUCUCAGCACAGGGAGCAGAUGAUGGGGAAGUGCCCCAAGACCUGCAUGGAGUUGUGGUUACAACACUCCAGAAAGGUUUCUCUACCUGUUUUCACUCCAUGUUUUCCACUCCAUGCUUGGGGGAAGCCAAAUCCUUCACAUGACUCCACAUUCUGCAGAGCAGCCCAUGGAAAAAGACC